GUUGAUGAUAAGCCGGCGCCUGCCUGCGCAACCUCGUCAUCUGCCUGCCUCUAUCAACUUCUACCUUUCUUGCCCAUUCCCUCGCCUCUUUCGCUUUGUCAGACGGCCGCGCCCACACUCAUUUACCGCACGUGUCACCUGGGGCAGCUUACGAGAACACUGUUUGCCUAAUUGCCCCCUUCUCGUCCUUGUAUAUCUUCCCCUACUCAUUAGUCCGACCGCCAUGACGCCCCCCUCCUCCAAGGUGGCAUCCUCCUCAUCCACCGAACCGGACACGUCCUACGUGAAAAUGGAUACAGCCGAAGAUCCCACCCUCAUCGGCAAGCACUGCGAAUUCGAAUACUGCAAUCAGCUCGACUUCCUCCCCUUUUUCUGCCAAUCCUGCAAACACACCUUCUGCCUAGACCACCGAACCGAAACCGCGCACAAAUGCGCCAGCGAAGGCGCCUGGGCACGUCGACGCCGGCAAGCCCAACUUGCCCGCCCGGGCGCCGGAGACGGCAAGCGCAUGCGCGACUUCGUUUCUCAAAAACCCUGCGCGGCGCGCGAAUGCAAGACAACGGUGGGCACGUCGCUGGUGCCGGGGGUGCACUGCGAUAAAUGUAAUCGGGACUACUGUCUCAAGCACCGACUGGGCGAGGAACACGACUGCGCGAACCUAGUUCCCAUCGGGGCGCGGCCGCAGACUUUCGACGUCGGCCGCGAGGCUAAGAGCGCGCUGGCCAAGUUCAAGGCUUGGGGAAUGCAGAAGCGGGAGCAGGCCACCAGGGCGCUGCCGAAGCCGAAGCCGACGACAGCGAGUGCGCGGUUGGUGGCCGUGAAUAAGUUGAAGAAGACGGCCAAGGGGGAUACGAAGCUGCCGCCUGAGAAGAGGGUGUAUUUGUAUGUUGAGGCAGAGGCGGAGACGACGACGGCGAAGUUCCCGAAGGGGGAGUUCUUUUAUAGCAAAGAGUGGGUUGUUGGACGAUUGUUGGAUGCAGCGGCUAAGGGGCUUCAGGUGGAGAAUGUGAAUAACUCGUCGGCAGAGGAGAAAGACAAGCUACGAGUGUUCCAUGUGGAAGGGGGGCGUGUGUUGGAGUAUAAUGAGAAGGUGGGCAGUGCGCUGACAAGUGGGAAUACAGUCGUCUUGCUUAGAGGCGUUGGACCACCAGUCCCAGACCUAAUCGACAUGAAAUAGGUAUUCGGUAGAUUUGAUGAGACAUGAUGGAGCGCAUGGGCGGCGUUGGUGGCUGACGGAUACAUCAACCAAAACUGAAGC
This is a messenger RNA of Pseudomassariella vexata, 1258 nucleotides long. RefSeq lists its product as uncharacterized. Gene Ontology annotation, cellular component: cytoplasm. NCBI's taxonomy places the organism in Eukaryota, Fungi, Ascomycota, Sordariomycetes, Amphisphaeriales, Pseudomassariaceae. The coding region runs from base 5 to 1177 and encodes 390 amino acids. The record is from RefSeq and is a predicted model, not a curated record. The transcript has a single exon. Gene Ontology annotation, molecular function: zinc ion binding.